AUGCAAGGCACUGUUGGUUCCUCCAAGGGCCAGGAGAGCGAGUCCUGGCUGCUUGGUUUUCUCAAGGACUGCGCCCAGCUGCAGGAGCUGAAUUUGGGGCGAGGCAUGUGGAAACUCAACUGGCAAUGUGUGAACACGGCGUGGUUCAAGACGAUCCGCAAGCUGACCCUAGAGCAGGUUCAUUACGGGAGCAUGAGCUUCCAGUUUCUCGAGAUUAUCACACGGCAGCUGCACGAGUUCACUCUCUACGAGGAUGGCAACGUGCAUCGCGAAUAUUCCCACGAGGCCUCCACCAGCCACCUCGCCUUCUCCUUCCCCAGCGCCCGCCUCCUCCGCUUCCGCUUCGCCAGCACUGAGCUUCACCUCACCCUCACCGUUCCGCCCUCCCUCGAGACUCUCUCAGUCGUGGCCAAAAGGCUGGUCCUCUCCUGCGAGAGCACCGCCCCUCUCGCUCUCCACCACCUCUCGCUGUACGGCCAGGAGCAGCUUGUUAUCUCCUCCCUCCGCCUCGCAUCCGCCCGGGUUGUCUACUUGGAUGGACCGGCCAAUGACCAGGAGGGUUUUUCCUGGACAGAAUGGCUUGACAUUAUAGCACCAACAGUGGAGGUGCUUAUAGUGAGGCACGGGGUGCCUAUAAAGAAGGUGGAGGCGGAGUGGGGGAGGUUGCUGAGACUUGGGAUUGUCGUGCCUCCGUGGGACAAGGAUACUCGUGCAAACAGCUGGAGUACGGGAUACGGCACCGAUGAUGAGAGUGAGUGUGAGGAGCAUUUGGACGAUGGCAGGUUGCGCUUUUCUUGGGCGGAUGAACCCGCCAUAAACGCCAAGAUAAGGGAUCGGGAGCGGUUGCUGAAGGCCUUCUUCAAGCCGCCGUCCAUCCGCGCUCCGAAUCUGCGGUUUCUCUUCUUCCCCACCCGCAAGGCGUGUAAUGCGCCCGCCACUGGCUGCACUGCGGCAGGACUACCCCGCCCUGGCGCUCUACUGUGUGGUGGACCGCUCCUUCUACUGGGAGAGGAAGGGGGUGCCUGUGAGCAAUGCGCCGCUCGAGCAUGUGAGGACGGCCAAGAGUGGGGUUUGGGAUGA
Messenger RNA from Closterium sp. Yama58-4, 1080 nucleotides. Lineage: Eukaryota; Viridiplantae; Streptophyta; Zygnematophyceae; Desmidiales; Closteriaceae. The record is from the annotation of a GenBank genome assembly.